UUACUAUGUUUAGAAAUCGGAAAAAUUCUUUAAGAACGUUAUCUUUCACUUAGUUACUCCAAAUCUACAAUACUAACACUGGCAAAGUACGCUUAUUUUCUGUGAAUAUUUGAGACUCGAAUUUCAGAAUGUUUAUUUACUUUCACACGAGAGUAAGAACGACGGAAGAGCUCAUAUUAUAUGGCAUGUUAUUAUAAUGCAAUGAGCUAUAAUUGUAUAGAGAUUCAGUUAGACAAUUAACUAUCAGAUAUGAAUUCAGUUUUUCUAAGAGCUGUACGCUUUAGAAAUUUAAUGUUAGGAAAUGUUUUCAUGAAGAAUAUUUCUAGCAGCAGGUUUUUAUAUGAGAGCGCCUCUGACGAACAUAAUAUUAAGAAGUUCAAAUUAAUAAAGCGACUUGCAUCUACUAUUUUAUUCGGAAGUACAUUUUUAAUUGUUGUAUGGGCGAAAAAACGUAAAAGAAAUACUGUUUUUGAUAAUUCUAAAUUGGUUACUAAUUCGUAUUAUCAAAAAAAUUUUAAGCUUUAUGAGUAUAAGGGUUACAUAUUGCCUUCAUUUGUUAUGAAAAAUUUAGAUGGCAUUAGAGAUUUCACAUUUAAAGAAGAUGACAUUUUAGUUGCUUCAUUUCCUAAAACGGGUACAACAUGGUUACAAGAAAUCAUUUAUUGCAUCUUGCAUGGAGUUGAUGAAUCCUUAUCUCAGAGCUUAGAAGAUAGAUUUCCAUAUUUAGAAUUUAUUUAUCCAGGUCUUGACUCUAUUAAAAAAAUGGAAGGUCAACGUCUUCUUAAGACUCACUUGCCUUAUUCUCUUUUGCCCCAAGAAGAUAUUCUCAAGAAAAAUGUAUUCUAUAUUAUGAGAAAUCCCAAAGAUGUAGCAGUUUCAUACUAUCAUUUUGUUCGGAUGAUGACAAUUUCAAAUUAUUCUGGGAAUUUUGACAAUUUUUUUGAAGAUUUUAUAUCAGACAAAGUACCUUAUGGCCCGAUUUGGAAACAUUACCUAGAUAUGUGGGAACACAAGAAUGAUCAAAAUAUCCUGAUAUUAUUUUAUGAGGAUCUUCAAAAAGAUAUUCAUGGAAAUAUCAGGAAAAUUGCCAGCUUCCUUAAUAGAAAUCCUACUGAAAAGGAAAUAAAUGACAUUGCUAAUCAUUGUUCUUUUGAUAACAUGUCACAAAAUCCUACCGUCAACUAUCAACAUUGGGAUGCUCUAGGCAUCAGAAAAUCAUCAGAAGCCAAAUUCAUGAGAAAAGGUCAAGUGGGAGACUGGAAGAACUAUUUUAAUGCAGAAAUGAAUCGUUCAAUGGAUUUAUGGAUUGAAAAUAAUUUCAAAGAUGUUUCAGUUUCCUUUGGCUAUGAAAAUUAAAUUCAUUCUUGCAUUUUCCCUA
Molecule: messenger RNA, 1378 nt
Organism: Argiope bruennichi
Lineage: Eukaryota; Metazoa; Arthropoda; Arachnida; Araneae; Araneidae
Product: sulfotransferase 1C4-like
Exons: 6
Coding region: 250-1356 (368 amino acids)
Biological process (GO): sulfation
Cellular component (GO): cytoplasm
Molecular function (GO): sulfotransferase activity
Source: RefSeq, a predicted model, not a curated record